GGGGCGCUCUAUACUCCUCUGUGCCCGUCUUCAUAUGGUUUAACCAGUGAAGCUGCUGACAGACUUACACAAGGUUAUGGCUCUGACCAGCAGCUAGAAGAACCAAACCAAUGACAUCGACGGCGAAUGAAAUCUCAGGAAAUGGAUGUUUUGGAUAUAAAUCGUCAACCUGUUCAUCUGAAUGAUACGGUGAGUUUUAAUGUGAUGUUACAUACUACAUGCACGUGCUUGUUUUUUGUUAACCCAUUCUCCGGAUACUAGGGACAACCAACGCCAUCCUUGGGGUUAGCUAUUUGUAUGUCAUUAUAUCACAAUAUGGCGAAAUUUAUACCCUCAUAUAAUUCCUCUUCGGCUUGUGUAACGUUAACUACAAGCUAGUUGACGGUGGUAGGUGGUGGGAAACAACACAGGUAUCCAGACACGUUAUUUUCUGUGUUAAAUAGGUGACUAUUCGUGACAAUAAAAGUUAAUACUAUGAAGUAGUACCUUUAUAAAACUGUAACAGACUAAAACUGUCCGUUGAAAUACGGUUUAUUCUUUGUUUUGGCUUCUUUGGGUUUGUGCGCAAGCGCAGUGGCCUCUUAUAAAUUUAAAGGUACAGCAGGAUACGUAUGUCAAAACCAGGCAGCCUCAUUAAUAAAAGCCAGACGAUAUAGCUCACGAAAUAUGAAAAUAUGUCUAUAAACGCAGUCACUGUUAACAUUGUUGAUUUUGAUUGUCCGUAGAAAAGCCUCAAAGACAAAGACUCGGAUGGCAGAAAUGGUGUUGAGCCGGAAGAUGAGCCCCUGCUCCGUGAAAACCCCAGACGGUUUGUCAUUUUCCCAAUCCAGUACCCCGACAUCUGGAAGAUGUACAAGCAAGCUCAGGCCUCAUUCUGGACGGUGGAGGAGGUGAGUGUCACAGUGGUUUUCAUAUUGCUCCUCUGGAACAUAGGGGAGAGUGGGGUAAGUCGAGCCACCUCCUGUAAAAGAAAUUGAUCAUGUGACCAAAUAUUUAGGAGAUGUGCAUCAAUUCAUGGAGUCUGUGAAGGUUCGAAGCACAUGGGUCAACUUACUCUGCUCCUAUGGUCAAUUUACCCCAUACACGGAAAAGGUUGACCAUAGGAGACCACUUUUUUGGGCAUGCUAUAUUAUCAAGACAGUUAUGUUUACACUCAUUCUGUUAGUUUGCAGGGAUGCACAACAUUCUGAAAUAUAUGCAGAUACACCAGUUAGAGACAAAUCUAUGAUUGCCUUGAUGUAGAGAUCUGAAAUGUGAAAAGUGGCUCAUCUUACCCCACUCUCCCCUACUACCUGUUCACAAAAACAUAGAAAAAAACUAUGUGUUGUUGAUUUUGUGUCUUUAGGUCGAUCUGUCCAAAGACUUGGUUCACUGGGACAGUUUGAAGCCUGAGGAGAAACACUUCAUCUCCCAUGUGCUCGCCUUCUUUGCUGCAAGUGAUGGCAUUGUCAAUGAGAACCUGGUGAGAGUUCACAUGCAAAACUGGCAACCUAAAGAGACAAUUUUACUUUUAUAUACUAUGCUUUCUGGAAGUAUUUAUGAAUGGCAGCCUCAAUGUGUGAUAUUGCUUCACCUCAAUGUCAACUACUCAUCACACAAUGAUGGAUUUUGACCUUGUUUGUGUAUCUAUCACACCUAACAGGUGCAAAGGUUCUGCCAAGAGGUGCAGGUUCCUGAAGCACGCUCCUUCUACAGCUUCCAGAUCCUCAUCGAGACUGUCCACUCAGAGAUGUACAGCAUGCUCAUCAAUACUUACAUCAGAGAUCUGAAGGAAAGGUUGGUGUAUUUCUCUUUUUUGGCUACGAAUGACACAGCUGAAGUGAAUAAUCUUUGUUACGGGUUGUGAAAAUGCAGUGGUGAAGAUAAUGUGUAUUUGCCUCUGUGCUUUUGGAGCAACUUCCAAGCCACAUACAGAUAAAUUCUGGCACUAUGUUGAUCUAACAUUAAAACAAACCGUAAGAAAAACACCUGUUCACACAGAUCAAGUCAACUGAACUUUGUGGUGAGUGUGUUGCGUUUCCAGCUGCAGCAUCUUAGAUAUAAAGAGAAAAAUGUGCUUGAUUUGCACAAACAGGGUACAGGAAAAAGUAUCAAAAUGGCACGUUUUAUUAUUUUGCAGCAUUGGUAUAACUCUCUACCUUUAUAUGUUCUCCACUAUUUGCGCACACUUUUAGUCUUAAAGGAACAGUGUAAGUCAUUUGAUACUAUUUGCAGGUACUCUGUUUGUCAAGCUGAGCCAUAUGUUAGUCUCUUAAUACGGAUUUUUGUUUUCUCAUGCUGUGUCUCAGGGACUACCUCUUUAAUGCCAUCCAGACUAUGCCCUGUGUGAAGAGAAAAGCAGACUGGGCCCUCCAGUGGAUAAAUGACAGCAAGUCCACAUUUGGUAAGGAGUAAACACCAUAAUCUUUCAAAUCACAAAUAGAUGUGAGCUCCAUGGAUCGAUGAGAAAGCCAUUUAAUUUUUACACAUUUUGUCUUCAGGGGAGCGACUUGUUGCCUUCGCAGCAGUGGAGGGCAUCUUCUUCUCCGGCUCAUUCGCUGCUAUCUAUUGGCUCAAGAAGAGAGGACUGAUGCCAGGCCUUACCUACUCCAAUGAGCUGAUUAGUAGGGAUGAGGUGAGGACUGAAAAACAAAACCACCUGGGAUUGAAGAACAAGACAGAACAUUUAAUCUAAUUAAGGCUCACAGAAUGGGAAGUUAAUUUUCACUAAAUGAACUGAAGAUUUUUAUAAUCGAUGUAGACAUUAAUUUUUAAACAUGAAUUAAGUUUCUGAGUUUUGUACUUGGGUAUUGUUAUAUAGUUUAUAUUUUCUACUUUUUUUAUAUAACUGAACAGAUGGCACCAAAGGACAACAUAAAUUAAACAUUUGUUAACCAUUAAUUUGGUUAUCUUUUCUUGGGGAAAAAAUCCAUUUUGUUUUAGUAUAGCAGUCAGGCCAAUGUUGUGGAGUGUAAAUGAUAAUAAUAGAAGCAUAUUUAAUAUUCCACAUCCCCUGCUUUAAAGCUUAUUGUGACCUUUUGGGGAUAAGUUUUUCUUCAAGUCCCACACUUUGCUGUUAAAUAUGAUUAAUUUAAGUUUAAUUUAAAUUAAGUGCUUGGUUGCCCAAAAUUAUUUAAGGUAUUGACUAUUUAAUGGUAUGUGGUGCAUCAGCAAAUCAAUACUUGACGAUGGUUAGUUUAUAAAGAGUAGACAAUCACCUAGAAAAGGUUUGACUUUUUUUUGUCAUAGAUUUGAAUAGCCAAUUUAUGCACAUGUUGCACAUGAACACAGUUAAUGCCUGUUACCCAUCUAUCACUUAUUGGGACAUGUGUAUCAAUCUGCUUUAAGGGCCUGCACUGCACCUUUGCCUGCCUGCUGUACAGCUACCUUUUGAAGAAGCCAUCAGAGGAUCGUGUGAAGGACAUCAUAACCAAAGCUGUUAGCAUCGAGCAGGUCAGUGACCACAGGAGGGAUAUUCUGAAUUUUUUUCACUGUUAACCUUGUCUAUGCUGCUUUAAGUCAGAGUAAAUUGGUUGUAGAGUAACAGUCAAUGCUCUGUAACUGAAAUUGCUUAUUUGAAAAUACAACAUUCUUGGUAGCUCAUACUAGUUGGUGUUUGAUGUUGCAGGAGUUUUUGACAGAGGCCUUGCCGGUCGAUCUUAUCGGAAUCAACAGUUGUCUGAUGAAGCAGUACAUUGAGUUUGUGGCUGACCGGCUUCUCACAGACCUCGGACAGGCCAAGGUAAUUUAAUUUAUUAGAAAGAGAGAAAAGAAAGUAUUUUUAUGUACAUUUAUUGACUAGAUGAUUUUCAUUUGGUACCAUCCAGAUUUUUUGAAACCUUUGCCUUUCUAUGUAGUAACCUUUUUACUAUCCCUUUUACUCAAGGUCUACCAAGCAGAAAAUCCAUUCGACUUCAUGGAAUCCAUUUCCCUGGAGGGGAAAACCAACUUCUUUGAGAAACGUGUUGCAGAGUAUCAGAGAUUCGGUGUUAUGUCAAGUGUAAUGGACUGUGAAUUCACUCUAGAUGCUGAUUUCUGAAACAGAGAUUUUCUACUGUUAAAUAUUUAUUUAUUUAUUAGUUAUAUUCCUUGUUUUUUGAAAGUUAUUCUCAAAAAUUAGCCAAUUAGGGGUUACAAUGCUGUCAUAGUAUUACACAGGUCAAAGGAAUAGUUAAAGUUACUCUUUUCUGGGAAUAGGGUUUGAGAAUUAUUCCUUGGGCUAGUGUAGCUCGCAAAAUGCAAUAAGAAGAAAUAGGUGCUCUCAAGAAGCUCCUUUAAUGACUCAUUUUGACUCCACCAGAUUGAGGUCAAAUUCCAUCUCGAAGUUCUGGGUAAAUCAACAAUAAAUAAAAUGGUAGAAGUUCUAAAUCUGUAUAACAUAACACAUAAUAGGAUGGUACAGAUCAAAGCCUUUUUUAUUGAGCCUGCAGUUCUGGCUGGGAUUUGUUGUUAAACUUACAUUUUGAUGUACAAUAAAAUGUUUUUCUUACAGUAA
This is a messenger RNA of Xyrichtys novacula (pearly razorfish), 4474 nucleotides long. NCBI's taxonomy places the organism in Eukaryota, Metazoa, Chordata, Actinopteri, Labriformes, Labridae. The record is from the annotation of a GenBank genome assembly.